ACUCCUCCUAAUGCGCGAUUAUAUUGUAUAUCCCCGAUCGAAGUUAUUAUUAUUAAAAAGUCGAUCAAUAAGAAUUCAAGGAAGAAUUUUAUCCGCUUAUUGCAAUCUACAGCCACAUCCCCUAUCCUUUUAGUAAAAAAGCCCAGCGGCGGCGUUUGUAUUUAUAUGGAUUACUAUAAUAUUAAUAACGUAAUAUUAAAAUCGUAUUACCCGCUACUAUUAAUUAAAGAGACUCUUAAUACUAUUUAUUAUAUAAAGAUUUUUACUAAAUUUAAUAUAAUUACUAUAUUUAAUAAGAUCCAUAUAAAAGAAAGAUAUAAAUAG
Messenger RNA from Neurospora tetrasperma FGSC 2508, 324 nucleotides. RefSeq lists its product as uncharacterized. The record is from RefSeq and is a predicted model, not a curated record. NCBI's taxonomy places the organism in Eukaryota, Fungi, Ascomycota, Sordariomycetes, Sordariales, Sordariaceae. The annotation marks the transcript as partial. The transcript has a single exon.